Ilyonectria robusta is the source of this 2333-nucleotide messenger RNA. RefSeq lists its product as uncharacterized. The record is from RefSeq and is a predicted model, not a curated record. Gene Ontology annotation, biological process: carbohydrate metabolic process. The transcript has 10 exons. The coding region runs from base 1 to 2193 and encodes 730 amino acids. Lineage: Eukaryota; Fungi; Ascomycota; Sordariomycetes; Hypocreales; Nectriaceae.
AUGGCUAUGGCGGUGUCGACUGGGAAUGUCCCGGCGCUGACGACCGCGACGGCUCAGACGGGGAUGCCGAGACCUACCCGUAAAGAACUGCGGGAGGCCAUUAACGCGAGCGGCCGCGACUACAUUGUCACCUUUACAGCGCCCUCUUCAGACUGGUACCUUCGCCAUUUCGAUCUCAAGGGCAUCGAGGCCCAUGUUGAUUGGGUUAACCUCAUGUCUUACGACUUGCACGGCGUUCCGGGACAGCGGCAACCCUAUCAUAAAGCAAUAAGUGCCACUGGAACACUCGGCAUCUAUCUGGCACCUUUGACUGACACACGAGCCCUUUGCAGCUCUGGCGCGUUGGCGUGGAGCCUUACCGGUACAACAUCGUACUCGGCUUGGGCUUCUAUGGCCGAUCCUCUGAGCUCGAAUCUUCUUCGUGCUGGAAGCCCUGGAAGCCCGGCUGCGGCUUCAAGGGCCCUGGCUAACCCGGUCGCUACUCUAACACGGCUGAAAUUCUCUCUUAUGCCGGUAAGCUGGCGCUGCCCGAUAUCGUACGAGGUCUGCGGCGGCCACAGCUGGAUCUCCUUCGACGAUGCCGAGAUAUUUCAAAUGAAGAUCGAUGAUGCCAGCAAUAUUGGUCUCCAUGGUCUGAUAACCUGGGCUAUCGAUCUCGACACCCGCAAUAUCGAAGCUCUGAGGGCUAUACCCAAGGGCGAGCGUAAUGGGGGCACCAAAGCUUCUGUCUCGCUGGUCAACCUCGAGCGGUUCCUCCCCGCUGAAAUGCUCCCCCCUGAGGAUGCGGAGACCAACUAUGCUCUCAUCCACUUUAGCAGCAAUGCCAAUGCCGGUGAGAUCGAUCCCAACCAGACUGGUUUUAGUUUCGUCCUCGUAACCGGCGACUCGCACUCGGUUUCGUCGCUCAAUAAGCACGAGGACGAGCCUGAGCCUCUGGUCUUCUUUGACUGCCCUCCGUACAUGCUUGACCAGCCCAAGCACGAGACCCAGACAGCCAGAGUUGUCUUUGACUUCGCCUUCGACAUGAACCUGAACCGCACACGACGGGAUGCUGGAAAUACCAACGCCCGCAUCGACUACUCCGGGGUCGGAGGCUACCGGCACGCCGCUAUCGACCCUCCCGGUAUCCGGUCAGGUGAUCUUUGUGCCGCAGAAUCGCAAAACGAUUCUUCGCAGAGCGCCGGGCCGACUGGUGAGACAUGUACAGAAAUGCCGAAACGCACAAGAGCGAAGGGGAAAGACACAUUAACGAGGAAGUCGAAACUUCCAUCUUCUAGGACACCGCCGGAAAUUGGUAAAUUCAAAGCCGGUUUCAGCUACAGCCUCUCCAUGAUUGUAAGCAACCCAGCCUACACCAAAGUCAACCGCACCAAGCUCAAGGGGCACAUGCUGAACCCAUCCGGAAACACUUGGACGACUUUCCAGUCGUACGGGAAAGUCGACUAUAUGCUCGCAUCGUUCAACGACACCGAUGGGGGUGCCAGCGGGCACAGCGCGCCCUAUUUUGACGGAAAGCUCAGCACUCGCGUCAUUUCGGACUUUGGAGGCUUCAACGUGAACAUCCGGCCUAAUCCAGAGGAUAAGCUGGGCACCAGGAAUGUCGAGUGUGGCGACAACAAGGUUGCAAUGGAUAAUGACAACACUAUCUACAACUCUGGGGGCAGCGGUGGCAGAGAAUGUUGGCUGGCUGGGACAGAUGUCGAUGCAGUACAGCACGUCCACGACGUGGAGCUUCUUCCCGUCUCCAGACCUUGCUCCUGCGACGUGUCUGAGCACUAUCGUCAUCAAAGCAAAGGAGGUGACAGCUCUUGCUAUGGUAACCAGGUUUCCAUGGGCGAAGACAGAGCCUGGGACUAUCGCUCAGACUCCAACGUCAACUCGAUGAUGUAUUUAAAUAACGACGCGGCCAAGGCCAUCAAAAACUCCAAGGAAUCGUUUUCGUGCCCAACUGCAUGGUGUGCGGCAAGAACCGCAACAAGGGCGAAAUAUGCUGCGGCUGCGCCAACAUCGAUCUCGACUAUGGCUACAGCGACAUUCCCAAGUGCGAGAGCUGCCACCCCAGAGUUGACACCAAGGGCCCUUGGCCCUGAGAUCUCUAGGCCGGCUCGCUGUCAGCUAGGGAAGAGUCCGCAAAUGACCAGGGCGUAUCUAGACUGGACAAACGCAAAGAUGGCAAGGCGACACGAGCACUGAAGAAAAUCUAGGUCUGCCCCAGACAAUCUACUGACAGCAAUUAAAGGUACGCACUCUAUGGGGAGAAUUACAAGUAAUCAACCCGCAUUCCCGGAAAAUGGGAAAGGCUGAGGGGAAGGUAUCGGAAAAACAGCAGGUGG